Messenger RNA from Musca vetustissima, 3790 nucleotides. RefSeq names its product anion exchange protein 2 (gene Ae2). Bases 9 to 3767 code for a protein of 1252 amino acids. Lineage: Eukaryota; Metazoa; Arthropoda; Insecta; Diptera; Muscidae. Gene Ontology annotation, molecular function: monoatomic anion transmembrane transporter activity; solute:inorganic anion antiporter activity. The transcript is spliced from 14 exons. Gene Ontology annotation, cellular component: plasma membrane. The record is from RefSeq and is a predicted model, not a curated record. Gene Ontology annotation, biological process: bicarbonate transport; monoatomic anion transport; regulation of intracellular pH.
CCAUCAACAUGAGUUUCAGUGGCCAGGGUUCAUCUGGCGACAAUAAUGUCCGAAAAUUAUCAUUUUUGGGAUUCAAUACAAAAAAGUCCUCUGGCAAUGAAGAUCCCAAUGAAGUACACUUGGACUCGGAGAUGGAAAAAGUUUUCGCUGGUCCAACUGCCCUUAAAGAAAAAUUCGAUGUAACAACAUUUCAAGAUUCUGUACAUCCAAUUCCCGGUAGCUUUAAAAAUAUUAACAGUGCCAAUCGAAAAACUAUACCUGGAGAUUUAAAUAUAGAAGAACAAAACGAAUACGAACAGGGCAAUGAAAAAACCAAUGCUCAAAAUUACGAUGAUAUUCCAGAAGAUUAUCCAUUAGUGUCAGAACGUGCUGGUCAUGGAGAUCAUUCGGAUAAUUCAGCCGAUGAAAAACACGUGCAAUUUGGAAAAAAGAAGGCAACCGUUGUUACACCGCCUAGCCUAAGCUAUGAUGAACAACCCAACGAUAAUAUACACGAACGUAAAAGAAGAAAAAGUCGAAUACAAUAUUAUAGACAACGGAAAUUUUCCCAUCAAGACAGCGUGGAAGCCAAAAAAGUCAGCGAUGAAAAUGGCGAUGCCGGUAAUCGCAAAAUAUCAGCACCGGAAGAUGCGGCAUUGGAGGAAGCGGAUCUCAAUGAAUUAAGAUCACAUCGCUCCGAUGAUCCACGGGCAUUGAGAAGGCACAAAAUUCAUCAUUCAUCCAUAAAAUUACGUGAAUUGCCACAAAUAAGUGUGGCCGGUUUACAGCAGCAGGCUAAAAAGGAAUUUGAUCAUAGUCCACAUGAAAUCUUUGUGCAGCUUGAUGAACUUAUGGGAUCCGGUGAGGAUCGUGAAUGGAAAGAAACGGCCCGUUGGAUCAAAUAUGAAGAAGACGUUCAAGAGGGUUCCGAUCGUUGGGGUAAAGCUCAUGUUUCAUCGCUAUCAUUCCAUUCAUUGCUUAAUUUACGUCGUUGCCUUGAAACGGGUGUUGUGCUGCUGGAUUUGAAUGAAAAAGAUUUACCAGCUGUGGCAUAUCGUGUUGUCGAACAAAUGGUUGUAGAAGAUUUAAUUCAUGUGGAUGACAAACCGGCCGUAUUACGUUCCCUACUUUUACGCCAUCGUCAUGUCAACGAACACCAAAGUGGUUUUCCCUUUACCAAGCGAAAAUACAAUAGCUAUACAAGUUUACAGUUGCUUUUAUUGGGAAGUGAAAACAAUAACCAACAACAACUACAGUUGCAACAACGAAUUCGAAUAAAUGCAACCAACGCACCAGCACGUCGUUCCAUCUGUGAAACACUGAGUGCACCACCAGCGACAGCAGUCACCAUAGAUGCGUCUUGCCGUAGGCAUUCCACAUUGUCCUACAUGGGUAAUCUUUCGGGUGAUGAUAAAAAAAUUAAAAUUAUGCCCGCCCUAGAAAUUGGAGGCAGUAAGAAAAGCAAUGAUUUAAAAAUUGAUAUGAAGGACGAUAUGUAUUCGUCAUCACAGGAAGACUUAAAGAAACUGCAAAACGAUACCAUCCUCAAGAGAAUUCCUCAGGGAGCAGAAGCCACAACUGUAUUGGUAGGUGCUGUCGAUUUCUUGGAACAACCAACCAUUGCCUUUGUGCGCUUAGCAGAAGGUGUACCGAUGCCAAGUCUGACCGAAGUUCCCAUACCCGUUCGCUUUAUGUUCAUUCUGUUGGGUCCACCCAAUUAUGAUUUGGAUUACCAUGAAGUGGGUCGUGCCAUUGCCACUCUCAUGGCUAACGAAUCAUUCCACGGCAUUGCCUAUACAGCUGAUGAUAGAAAAGAUUUACUCUCGGCCAUAAAUGAAUUCUUGGACGAUUCCAUUGUUUUGCCACCUGGCAAUUGGGACCGCCAUGAUCUGUUGCCGUUCGAAGAGUUGAAAGCCAAAAAGGACUGGAUUCGUUCGCGUAAGGCCCAGGCUCUCCAGAGCAAGAAGGAACUCAAAGAGAAGCAGAUCAAUAACGUCGGCACCGAUCUGAUAAGUUCUCUGGUAGAUAAAAAGCCGGAUGACGACGAUGAUGAUGGAAAGAAAAAACCAAGCCCCUUGGAGAAAACACACCGCCUGUGGGGUGGUCUACGCAACGAUCUUAAGCGACGCUUGCCCAUGUAUCGCAGUGAUAUUUUGGAUGGCCUGAACACCGAAACGUUGGCCGCCACCAUUUUUAUGUAUUUUGCUUGCCUUUCGACAGCCAUCACCUUUGGUGGUUUGGCUUCGGAUAAAACCCACAAUUUAAUUGGUAUUUCGGAAACCCUGUUGAGUGCCUCUGUGGUGGGUGUCAUAUUCCACUCGUUGGCUGGUCAACCGUUGGUAAUUAUUGGAACAACUGGACCGCUGCUGCUGUUCGACGAGGCCCUGAAUAACUUUUGCAAGGAAAAUGGAAUAAGCUUCCUAACCAUACGAGCCUACAUCGGUAUAUGGUUGGCGGUUAUUUCAAUUUUGGUUUCGGCAUUUGAAGGCAGUGUUUAUGUUCGUCUCUUGACCCGUUUCACCCAGGAGAUAUUCUCGGCCUUAAUCACCUUGAUUUACAUCGUGGAGACAAUUAUGAAACUUGUAUCGGUGUAUAAGAAACAUCCCCUGUUGGCUGAUUACAAUUUGCCACCACCGACAAUGGUUGGUUCAUCACCAUUGAAUGGGGUCAAUGAGACCGUAUUGGGCCUGGCAGAUUCGUCCAGCAUAGAUGGAGCAAAUGUGACAACAAAUUCCAGUAUGACCAUGGAUUAUGGUAGCCUUUCUCCGUUGAAUAUGCCCAAUACUGCUCUGUUUUGCACCAUCCUAACAUUGGGCACAUUUACUGUGGCCUACUAUCUGAAGCUGUUCCGUAACUCACAUUUUUUGGGACGUAAUGCUCGUCGUGCCCUCGGUGACUUUGGGGUUCCAAUUUCCAUAACAAUAUUUGUCAUGGUUGAUUAUUUCAUACCGCAAGUGUACACGGAAAAGUUGAGUGUGCCCGAGGGCAUUUCACCCAGUGAUCCUGUUAAUCGCGGUUGGUUAGUCAGUUUGGGGCCUGUUGAGACCUGGUUGCCUUUCAUGGCCGGAAUUCCUGCCCUCUUAGUUUACAUACUGAUUUUCAUGGAAUCACACAUAUCCGAGCUGAUUGUCGACAAGCCCGAAAGAGGAUUAAAAAAGGGAUCCGGCCUUCAUUUUGAUAUUGUAUUGUUAUGCUGUUUGAAUAUGCUAUGCGGAUUCUUUGGUAUGCCAUGGCAUUGUGCUGCCACUGUACGUUCAGUGGCUCAUGUCUCCGCCCUCACCAUAAUGUCCAGAACUCAUGCUCCCGGUGAGUCGCCGAGAAUUAUUGAUGUCAAAGAACAACGACUAUCUGGCUUUUUUGUAUCACUGAUGAUUGGUCUGUCCGUUACUAUGGCACCAUUAUUACGUCUCAUUCCUAUGGCUGUGCUGUUCGGUGUGUUCUUGUAUAUGGGCGUUGCUUCAAUGAGUGGUGUCCAGUUCUUUGAUAGAGUGAGAUUAUUCUUUAUGCCUGUAAAACAUUAUCCACCAACACCCUAUGUUAAGAAAGUUCCUACCUGGAAAAUGCACAUGUUUACGGUUAUUCAAGUUCUAUGUCUAGCCGUACUGUGGGCUGUGAAAUCGUCAAAGAUAUCGUUGGCAUUCCCCUUCUUUUUGGUGAUGAUGGUACCAAUUCGUAUGAAAUUAGCAGCAAUGUAUAAGCCUCAGGAAAUUGCAGCGUUGGAUGGCAGCGAAGCUAAAGCCGAUGAAGAUGAACCAGAUUUCUAUGAAGAGGCAACCAUACCCGCGUAGAUACCUUUCAUCGUUAAAAAAAU